CAUUAUAUUUUCUUCAUAAAAAACCAAUAAGUUUUCAUAACAUAGAAAUUAGAAAGAAUGGGUCGUAGAAAGGUUGAGAUGAAGAAGAUCGAAAGUAGCUCUUCAAGAUUGGUAACAUUUUCAAAGCGUCGAUCAGGAAUUUUUAAGAAAGCAAAUGAGAUUUCUACUUUGUGUGCUGCAGAGGUUGCAAUUAUUGUCUUCUCUCCUGGUGGAAAGCCUUUCUCCUUUGGCCAGCCUAACAUUGAGAAGGUGGUUCAUAAGUUUCAAAAUAAGUAUCAACGACAACAAAGUUAUAAGGGUGAAGAUGAUUUUACCCCAUUGAAGAUGAAAUCUCCUAAGGUUAGAUUUCAUAAACUUAACCAAAAACUUACUAAUUUGGAUGCCCAACUAGAAUUUGAAUAUAAAAGAAGUGGAGAAAUUGACAAAGGAGGAAACAAAUAUGGUCUCAAGAGGAAACUAUCAAUAUCUCAACUUGAUUUACAUCAACUUACUAUGUUGCAUAAGGAUGUUAAAGAUCUUUGCAAUGACUCAAUCAGGCGAGUGAAUGAACUUGAAGCAUCACACUCCUUGUUGCUUUUGGCAAAUAAUUCAUUCUCAAACUAGCAUAUCAUUUCGAUUAAUGAAUUGGACUAAUUAAAGUCCAUCUUUUCUUUCUGGUGCAAAGACUAAAGACCAUAUUUAGUUACGUGUUGUAAUAAAUUCAUGAACAUGUUUUGAGUUACUUUGCAAGUUUGCAACACUUAUUGCUGAUUUACUUUUUGACUUUUAAUUGUAUCAUUUGUAGUCAGCAAUUACAAUUUUUUUUUUUUUGACUCGAGCAAUUAAGGUUUAGUACUUGAAAAGUUGGAAGAGAUUCAACUUCAUAGAAUUGGAUGUGGAUAUCCUUUAAAGUUUGAACUGGAUAUGCAAAUAUAGUCUUAGCCAAAAAUCUUUUUUCUUGGAACAAAAUAUCCAUUUUCUAUUACAAAAUGUUGGGAGUACAUGAUAAUAAGUUUCACAUUAGGAAAAAAGAAUAUUUUC
Messenger RNA from Beta vulgaris subsp. vulgaris (sugar beet), 1020 nucleotides. Its product is annotated as agamous-like MADS-box protein AGL29. Bases 58 to 603 code for a protein of 181 amino acids. Lineage: Eukaryota; Viridiplantae; Streptophyta; Magnoliopsida; Caryophyllales; Amaranthaceae. The transcript has a single exon. Gene Ontology annotation, molecular function: protein dimerization activity; RNA polymerase II cis-regulatory region sequence-specific DNA binding; DNA-binding transcription factor activity, RNA polymerase II-specific. The record is from RefSeq and is a predicted model, not a curated record. Gene Ontology annotation, biological process: positive regulation of transcription by RNA polymerase II.